AAAAAGGGGGAGAGACAGCCAGAGAGAUUGAAGGAGAUGAUUUGGUUGCGUGUGCAGAACCAGAAUAUAAAACACUAAAGUCAGCAUCUCCCCCUCAUCAGCAGCAGUAUGGACUGAGCCUAUGCUGCAUUCAACCCCCCAGCCCAUCUUGGACCCCUCCACUUUCUCUCAAGCUGAUGCUGUAAGCAGGCAGCCAACGGCAGCAGCGGAGGCUAUCUAGACGUGCCAACACACUGCACAGCCAUGCCUUCAAGAAAAGCAAGGGAAGGAAGUGGCUAGAAAGUGGAAAUAUACCACAGUAACUUACUGCUGCCAAUGAGAGGGGGUGGGAAGGAAAAAAGAGCGAGAGUAAGUACAAGAAUAUACAGGAGAGGGAAACAGCAAAGAGCGAACGUGGACCUUACUGUCAAACCAGUGGAUUUAUACAUGCAUUUAAAUGACAAAAUUAUUAAACAAUCAAAACCGCCUUUUGCUGAUUUAGAAAAGCAGGUCUAACAGAAGAAGAGAGGUUGUAACGAACAGAGAAAUGUCCUCAAAGUGAUGGAAAGGAUCAGAACAGUCAACAUCACACCUGCCUCCAUGCCAGCUAACCUGCUGCUGCUGCUUCUGCUACUUGGGGUGCGUGUGCUGGCCAUUUGCCCACCCAUGUGCACCUGUAGCAGGGGCCACAGAGUCGUGGACUGCUCUGCCCGUGGCUUGAGUCUCCUUCCUGACAGCCUCCAGCACAACAUUCAUUUCCUUAACCUGUCUCAUAACAGGCUCCAAGACCUUGAUGGACUCCUCAGCCAUUUUGACCACUUAAGAACUCUGGACAUCUCCUACAACCACCUCCAGCACUUUCCGGUUGGCCUGCCACGAGCUCUUUGGGACAUACAUGCUUCUGGAAACUACAUCCGUCAGUUGGAAAAGAAUGACACUGCCUAUCAUUGGAAUCUCCAGUCUCUAGACUUGUCAAAGAACCAACUAGAACGAGUGGUUUUGAUCAACAACACGCUGCCUAGUCUGCGAGCUCUCAAUCUCAGUCACAACAAAUUCUGGACUGUCCCAACGAACAUCCCCCAUAACGUAGAGAUCGUGGACCUCUCUCACAACUACUUGCUGCAGAUCUUACCUGGCUCGCUGGAUCGGCUGCAGAGGCUCUCUAGGUUCUACCUGCAUGCAAAUCGAUUCACCUCGUUGAGUGACGGUGUCUUCAGUCAGCUGGUGGGACUACAGCUCCUAACGCUCGGAGAUAACCCUUGGGCUUGUGAGGAUGAGGAGAACAUUAACCAUCUAAUGACAUGGAUGCAGCAGACCCCAGCGAAAAUCCUGGGCUGCCCUUGUUACACCAGGCCCACAUGUGGAGAGGUCUACUUGGUCACCAGGAGAACCUGGCUUUCGGCAUACACAGAGCCACCACUGGGUGCCGAUGCCCGUAAUCCUGGCCACCGAGAACCCUUGCAGGUGGUUACCUCUGAAUAUCUGCCCAAGUCAUCUCUGCUGAACCUCCCUCACAAUCCAAAUGCUGUCAAUGCUUCUGGAGCAGGGGAGCAAGUGCUGAGCAUGGGUGGGGGAUUUCUCACUUCUACCCCACAUAGUCUGUCCACAAAGACAAGCACAACAAUUCGAACACGUAGCACGAAGAAGAUCCUUCCAGGCCGAGCUGGCAGCACAAGUCAUCAAAUCCAAAGGUGUAACAUUGAAACUGCAAUUCUGAAUCUCUUAUGCACUGCAGUGAUUCUAAGUGUUUUGUGAAUUAGCAAAACAAUAUUGAACUAAAAGCUCAAGAAUGCAAAAAGAUACUCACCUGUUUGGUUUUAAAAUAGAACACUCAUGAUCAUUCUUCACCGUUUGCAAUUUUGGGCUGCUUUCAACAAACUUACGGCUUUCUAUAGAUGUGACCGUAUGGCUACUGUGUAUACUCACGUCUUCUAGAAUGUAUACAAGUACAACUGAAUUACCAGUUUAUUGGUGAGGCAAAAAUAAUGCACUUUUCAUUAAAAAAUAAUGCACUUUACAAUGUUAUGCAACGCUUGCUCAUUUUAAUGUUCUUUGUUUAUUACAUGUUAAAUUGAAACAUUCGGUAUUAAUGAUGUUGCGUUCUAUGACUUAAAGAAAACUGGGAUCUGUAACAACACAUUAAGGUAAGA
Paramisgurnus dabryanus is the source of this 2129-nucleotide messenger RNA. It is a transcript of the gene omg, whose product is annotated as oligodendrocyte-myelin glycoprotein. Gene Ontology annotation, molecular function: protein binding. Gene Ontology annotation, biological process: neuron projection regeneration. NCBI's taxonomy places the organism in Eukaryota, Metazoa, Chordata, Actinopteri, Cypriniformes, Cobitidae. The record is from RefSeq and is a predicted model, not a curated record.